This is a messenger RNA of Fusarium keratoplasticum, 603 nucleotides long. RefSeq lists its product as uncharacterized. The record is from RefSeq and is a predicted model, not a curated record. The transcript is spliced from 3 exons. The coding region runs from base 1 to 603 and encodes 200 amino acids. NCBI's taxonomy places the organism in Eukaryota, Fungi, Ascomycota, Sordariomycetes, Hypocreales, Nectriaceae.
AUGACGGCUUACAUCGAAGUCGCCGCGAGCUGGCUCUUCAAAAAUGCCAAAGGUCGCGACGCAAAGGCCUUCUUCACCCAUCCUGCCUUUGCCUCUCACUCAGAGCCCACCCUGUCCAUUACAUCCCCAGACUGUGGGACAGACGGCUCAACCCUUGAGAAGGAGUACAUGCAUGGAGGUCAGGGCCGCUUCCCUGAGCUGACAUGGGACUCUCAUGAAGGUGUCAAGGAGUGGCUGCUUGUAUCUGAAGAUCCGGAUGCCCCGUUGCCGACGCCUAUUUGUCAUGGAAUCUAUCUUGGUAUUCCCCCUCAAAAGACGAGUGUUGUGAACAGCGACUUCAAAGCCGUAGACGAAAAGUCUACACGUCUGGAAGGCGGCUUCUUCUAUGGCGCAAGCCGCAAUGGCAUGAUUUACAUUCCACCGCGGCCGCUUCUCAACCACGGUAUCCAUCGAUACUGGUUCGAGAUCAUUGGCCUCAGUGAGCCCCUGGAUGAAAAGCUGGUGACUUCAAAGCCGACGAGGGAGCAGGUGGCAGAGGCCAUCAACGGCAAGGUUGUCGUCUGGGGGAGAUGGAUGGGACAGUGUGAGAGAAGAUGGGAGUGA